UACUUCUGUGUGUAACAGUGUGGCCUUAGCAGUGUCUAGUCAAAAAUAUGUUUAGCAUUGCACCUGAAAUCUGGUAAAUGUACCUGGCAGAUAACUUUUGACAGUCAGUUUAGUUCUAGUUGUUGUAGUUCAUGGAGAUGAGAACAUGAGAAACUACCCAGUACUUGAUUUUCAUGUAUUUGUGAAAUAAAUUAACGGGGUGAGAAAGUAAGGAAUCUUUCAGGCACCUCAUCCAAAUAAGUAAAAAACAGGUUUUGUUUUCUCUCCACAGACUGAAGCUGGAUAGAAUUCUCUUUAAGUGUGAAGACCCCUUUCUCUCUGACGAAGAUGAAGACGGUUCUCAUGGUAGCGGAGAAGCCAUCUCUGGCUCAGUCUAUCGCCAAAAUUCUUUCAAGAGGAAACAUGUCUUCUCGCAAAGGGCUAAAUGGAGCAUGUUCAGUGCAUGAAUACACAGGUUCAUUCAUGGGACAAAGUGUCCACUUCAAGAUGACAUCCGUGUGUGGCCACGUCAUGACAUUGGAUUUUAUAGGAAAAUACAACAACUGGGAUAAAGUGGACCCAGCUGAACUUUUUAGUAAAGCUCCUACAGAAAAGAAAGAAGCUAAUCCCAAACUGAAUAUGGUGAAAUUCUUGCAGGUGGAAGGAAGAGGUUGUGACUGUAUUGUUCUUUGGUUGGAUUGUGAUAAGGAAGGUGAAAACAUCUGCUUUGAGGUAUGUUUCUAGUCAAUAUAUUUAUUU
Sceloporus undulatus (fence lizard) is the source of this 738-nucleotide messenger RNA. RefSeq names its product DNA topoisomerase 3-beta-1-like. Gene Ontology annotation, cellular component: nucleus. Gene Ontology annotation, biological process: DNA topological change. The transcript is spliced from 4 exons. NCBI's taxonomy places the organism in Eukaryota, Metazoa, Chordata, Lepidosauria, Squamata, Phrynosomatidae. The coding region runs from base 328 to 723 and encodes 131 amino acids. Gene Ontology annotation, molecular function: DNA binding; DNA topoisomerase type I (single strand cut, ATP-independent) activity. The record is from RefSeq and is a predicted model, not a curated record.